CCAGUGCGCAUGCUCCAGGCUGGACAGCUCCUGAGAGGGAAAUUUAAAAACGGUUUGGAGCCCGAAACUGCAGCCAAAUUACAAAAGAGAGAGAUCCCCGUAGGCCAGAGAAGUGCCGCCGCCGCCGCCGCAGAUCUCGCUCCAGGAGAUGAUAGAAAGUGACAUUACAUCCAUGAUGUCAGGAAUCAUUAGAAAUUCAGGGCAAAAUCAUCACCCCUCGCCGCAGGAAUACAGACUCUUGGCUUCCACCCCAUCUCAGUUGAGUGAAGAUGACCUUCCAAGCGAUUUGCAGUCCUUGUCGUGGUUGACCUCUGUUGAUGUUCCUCGCUUACAACAGAUGGCUAGUGGAAGAAUGGACUUCAGCAUCAGCUCUCAAGAGUCGAUGCUGCAGCAGACAGGUCCCGUGCCAGGUAAUAUGCAUUCAGCAGGUGCUCCAGGAGCACUGAUUCAGGUGCAGGCCAGUCUGCCACAGGGAAUUCUGGGACUGAAUACUGUUACACCGCAUGGAGCAAACAUGAGCCAGUACACAGUCGGAGGGCAACCAUCUCCUAGUUUACAGUCACAGCACUUGCUUUUCCCUGCUCCUCCUUCACAGCAAGUGUUUGCCAUAGCACAGAAUGUGCAACAGUGUAACCCAGCUGCAAUAUACAAUGCAUCCUAUGGACCCCAUCCUCAAUAUUCUCAACCUCGCCUUGCCCCUCACACUGCUCAGGAAGUCCAUCCAAAACAUUAUCCCAAGCCAAUCUACUCCUACAGCUGCUUGAUUGCAAUGGCAUUAAAGAACAGUAAAACGGGCAGCCUCCCAGUGAGCGAGAUCUACAGCUUCAUGAAGGAGCAUUUCCCCUACUUCAAGACAGCGCCCGAUGGUUGGAAGAACUCCGUGCGCCACAACCUCUCCCUGAACAAGUGCUUUGAGAAAGUGGAGAAUAAAAUGAGUGGCACCUCGCGCAAAGGCUGCCUGUGGGCCCUCAGCCCUGCCAAGAUCGACAAGAUGGAAGAAGAGAUGCAGAAAUGGAAGAGGAAGGACUUGGCCGCUAUUCACAGGAGCAUGGCCAAUCCAGAGGAAUUAGAUAAACUAAUCACCGACAGACCUGAGACCUGCAGGCGGCCUAGUAAGCAGGCAGAAUCCGAAGUGUCCACACUGACCCACAUGGCAGCAGCCCAAGGCCGAAUUUCCAUCUCCAAGCUGCAGCCCCAGCCCAUGACGCUCUCUCUGCAGUCCAUACCACUGCAUCACCAGCUCCAGACCCAGGCUCGCAUAGCCCCGGACUCACCGGCACCUGCCCAGACGCCUCCUCUCCAUACUCUGCCUGACAUGAGUCAGAGUCCCCUUCCUCACCACCCAAUGAGCCGUGCACCCGCAGACUUCCUGAAUGUGACAGCAGAUAUGAACACUGAAGUGGAUGCUCUUGAUCCAAGCAUCAUGGAUUUCGCACUACAAGGAAAUAUAUGGGAAGAAAUGAAAGACGACAGCUUCAAUCUAGAUACCUUAGGUGCCUUCAGCAACUCCCCUCUCCAGCUCUCAGACUGUGACCUGGGCACGGCUGGCCUCACCCCUGUCUCAAGUGGCAGUGAUUAUUCCUUCUCAGACUUACAGGUCACAGGCCUCUACACUACUUACGCCACACUGGAUAAUGUAGCCUCAUCACAGUACAUGAAUGGUCAAGGCAACAAGCCCAUUGCUCUGCUUUAAGAUUCACACAUGCGAGGACCUAAGUAACUUGUCACAGGCCUAUUCCCUUUGAGGCCUUGGGAUAUGAUCUGAAAGCUAGAAAGCAGCUCCUUCUGCAGACCCCUGCAUCAUGCAAGGUAUUUACCAGACCUCUCAGUGUGAUGCCAAAAUGUAUCAAGCCAGUACUAGCACAGGGUUUGAGAACACAUCUCCCUCUUCAUCUUCACUGAGAUCAAAAAGGAUUUUGGCUGUUGUGAUACAAGAACGGGAAGCUGACAAAACAGAGCAUGGAGUGCAUCAGUUAGGAAAAACUUUACUAGAACAAUUCACACACUUGUCACAUUCUGGUUAAAUGUAAUCCAAUGCUCAGAACUAACGUCGUGUGCAGGACUGGCAUGCAGAUCCUAUUUGACCACAACACACACAGGAACCACUGCAGCAGCUCACUGCUCCCACAGGACCGAGUCAGAGAUUCCAAGAACUACCUGAUCGUAUGUGUUUGUUUCUUUUUUUUCAAAGAGCCAAAUAACUGCAGCCAUCAAACAAACAGAGAUCACAUGCCAUUUCUGGAAACACUUGCAAUGCCAACACCUUUCUGAUGUAACUGUCUUUAAUGUAUUGUUGCGGAGGCGGGGUGGGAAGGAGGGUUCAAGCAGAAUUUUUUUAAAUCAAACCCACAAUUUUCUUAUCUAGAGCUUAAUAAAAAAGGAGGGUUAGGAGCUGACCACGUGAAGGCGGUUGUAGGGCUGAAUUAUUAAACUGAUCACUGGAGUGGAAUUUUAGGAAUGACAUUUAUCUUAGGCUAAAAAAAGAAAAAGAAAGAUUAGGUUUGUUACAAUAGUUUCUGUGUAUUGUGCUUCCAUUGAGUCUUGUGCUAGGCAGUAUUACUAUUUGUAAAUUUAUUUAUAUUUAUUGUUUGAAGAGAAAAGAAAUUAUGUAAACUGAGCACUGUUCAAUUUUUUUUUGAAAUGCAGUAACUCUUUUAUUUGCAUGAACUAAAUUAUUCAUAAUCACAAAUGCAACACCUUAUUUUAAAUCACUUUUGUAGUACUUCAGUUUCAUUUUGAAAGCUGAAUUUAAACAAGCACUUUUGAUACUGUGAAACACCUUUUAAAAAAAAAGUCAGACCAAAUAUUUUUUACCUGUACAGUACCAAUUCAUAAUUGUCUUUUUUCCUAAUUGAUCUAAGCAAAAUUGAUUCUUACCAUGCUUUUUUUUGGUAAACUUUUGAAAACUAGUAUGUAUUUGGUAACAUUUUAAAAUUGCAUUUGAAGAAACAGUUCAAACGACGAGUUAUGUAAAGCAAAUUGUAAGAAUUACACUUAAAUGUAGUGUUUAGUUUUGUACCUCUGUGACAUUGAAGUAAUAUUUAUUAUUAUUUUUUAUGUUUUGCUUAUCACUGUGCCUCGAGAACAAUUUUACACUUCCUUAUAAUUGUACCAACAUUGUACCUACUUAUAUUCAGACAAAACUCUUCCCUACACUAAAUUAUGACUAAGAAUGUUUUGAAGCAGAAAAAGGCCCCAUUAGUUUAAAUCUGUAUACUGAAAAAUAAGAAUAAAAUAAAACAGUCAAACUUUGCUAAAUUCUACAUACUGAUACUCUGGGAAGAUGUAGAACGCAGGUUCUUAUCCCACUGAAAUGUUCAGUGGUACUUUCUUGUUGAAAAUCAACAUUGUGAAAAUGAGAUGUGAUAAUGUCUUAUGCAUAUAUAUCUUUUCAAAUAUGCACAUACGUAAUAACCUCUUCUAAAGUGGCAUGAUGCUCCAUGUCAUAAUUUAUUGUUUAAUCAAGUCCCAUUUAGAAAACAAAAUAAUGUGAACAUCGAUCAUUUGAUGUGAGUGGUAUCAUUUAAGAUGUUUUAAUUUUUUAAUAAAUAUUUCUUAGUGCUAACACCCUGGGUUAUUCUAGACGUACUGUGUUAAAAUUAGUCUGGUGUACAUAAAGCCAAGUUCAAAGGGUAUUUUGCAACUAAGUGUUAAAAAGCAACGGCCUGGAAAUUGCUAUCUGAAUAUUACAUGGUGGAGAAUGGUUUUAUCUGAUUUAACAAUGCAGUAAGUUCAGAAAAUGUUGAUCCUUGAUAUACUGUCUAAGUUUGCUGCAAAUGACUAGAAACUUCUCUUAAACAAAAAGAAAAGGAGUAUUUGUGGCACCUU
Caretta caretta (loggerhead turtle) is the source of this 3828-nucleotide messenger RNA. It is a transcript of the gene FOXN4, whose product is annotated as forkhead box N4. Gene Ontology annotation, biological process: regulation of transcription by RNA polymerase II. The record is from RefSeq and is a predicted model, not a curated record. Gene Ontology annotation, molecular function: DNA-binding transcription factor activity, RNA polymerase II-specific; transcription cis-regulatory region binding. Lineage: Eukaryota; Metazoa; Chordata; Testudines; Cheloniidae.